This is a messenger RNA of Rosa chinensis, 2801 nucleotides long. Its product is annotated as chaperone protein ClpB1. Gene Ontology annotation, biological process: cellular response to heat. Bases 208 to 2493 code for a protein of 761 amino acids. The transcript is spliced from 6 exons. Gene Ontology annotation, molecular function: ATP hydrolysis activity; ATP binding. NCBI's taxonomy places the organism in Eukaryota, Viridiplantae, Streptophyta, Magnoliopsida, Rosales, Rosaceae. The record is from RefSeq and is a predicted model, not a curated record. Gene Ontology annotation, cellular component: cytoplasm.
AGUCUCAUCAGAUUCUUGAUUUUGAGAAGUUAAUUGCUGCAGUUUGUCGUUAGUUGUCUCUUCCCCUUUACUGAAGUUAAUGGCUGAGUGAUAGGCUUGAUUUGAGGAAUUUGAUUACAUAUAGUUGAUUUUUUUUUUCUUUAAAAAAAACUGGGGUGGGCUGCUGCACGAACCCAACCCAUUCUAGUUCCGUGCCAGGCUUUUGGGAUGGGAAAUUUCGGAGCAGAGUUCGUGGUCGACCCAGAAUUCAUGGUCGAGACUUUGAAGGAUGCCUUCCAUGGUAUGACUUUCAAAGCAUUGAAUACUUAUGGACGAGACCUCGUUAAGCAGGCUGCUAGAAAGCUUGACCCAGUUAUUGGCCGAGAUGACGAGAUAAGGAGGGUGGUUCAGAAUCUCUUAAGGAGAACUAAGAACAACCCGAUUCUUAUUGGAGAACCAGGAGUUGGAAAAACUGCUGUAGUUGAAGGCUUGGCUCAGAGGAUAUUAACAGGUGAUGUCCCAAGUAGUCUCGCAGAUGUUAGGGUCAUAGAAUUGGAUAUGGGUGCUUUGCUGGCAGGAACACAGUAUAGAGGAGAACUUGAGAAGAGGUUUAAGGCUGUGUUGAAAGAAGUGGAUAAGGCUAAUGGUAAGGUGAUUCUAUUCAUUGAUGAGAUUCACCUUGUUCUUGGUUCUGGUACAGCUGAUGGGUCUAAUAUGAAUCCUGCCAACCUCCUUAAGCCAAUGCUUGCUAGAGGUCAGCUACGGUGCAUUGGUGCGACAACUCUUGAGGAGUAUAGCAAAUUUGUAGCUAAGGAUGCUGCAUUUGAGAGAAGGUUUCAAAAGAUCUUUGUGGCUGAACCUAGUGUUGAAGACACAAUCAGUAUACUUCGAGGCCUGAAAGAAAGAUAUGAAAGUCACCAUGGUGUUCGAAUUUUGGACCAGACCCUGGUUGUUGCUGCGCAACUUUCAAGCCGAUACAUCACAGGGCGUCGUCUCCCUGACAAGGCAAUUGAUCUAGUUGAUGAAGCUUGUGCAAAUGUGAGAGUCCGACUUGAUAGUCGACCUGAAGAAAUUGAUUACCUUGAAAGAAAAAGAAUGCACCUGCAAGUUGAGGUCCACGCACUUGAUAAAGAAGAGGACAGACGUAGCAAAGCUCGUCUUUUUGAAAUUCGGAAGGAGCUUGAUGAAUUGGGAGACAAGCUUGAGCCCUUGCUCAUAAAAUAUAAAAACGAGAAGGAAGGGAUUGAUCAAGUUCACCUGCUCAAGCAAAAGCGUGAAAAGCUCUUAUUGGCUUUAGCAGAAGCUGAAAGAAAUUGUGAUUUUGCCAAAGCUGCCGACUUGCGUUAUGGAGCUAUUGAGGAAAUUGAAUCUGCCAUUUCAAAACUUGAAGGGAGCAGCAAUGAAAACAUGAUGUUGACAGAGACUGUUAUUCCAGAACACAUUGCAGAGGUUGUAAGCCGUUCUACUGGCAUACCUGUGACAAGGUUGGACCAGAAUGGGAAAGAGAGGUUGAUUGUACUUGCUGAGAGGUUGCAUAAAAGAGUAGUUGGACAAGAACGUGCAGUUGAUGCUGUUGCAGCCGCGGUGUUGAGGUCAAGAGCUGGCUUAGGACGGUCAGAACAGCCAACUGGUUCAUUCCUAUUCUUGGGUCCAACUGGUGUCGGAAAAACUGAGCUUGCCAAGGCUCUUGCUCAGCAACUCUUUGAUGAUGAAAAUUUGAUUGUGAGAAUAGACAUGUCUGAGUACAUGGAGCAUCACUCUGUGUCACGUUUGAUAGGUGCUCCUCCCGGGUACGUUGGUCAUGAGGAUGGUGGGCAACUCACUGAGGCCGUAAGACGAAGACCUUAUAGUGUUGUAUUAUUUGAUGAAAUGGAAAAGGCCCAUCCCUCCGUGUUUAAUAUUCUCUUACAAGUGUUAGGCGAUGCAAGGUUAACUGACACACAAGGUCGUCUUGCUGACUUUAAGAAUACUAUGAUUAUUAUGACCUCUAACCUUGGAGCAAAGCAUCUCUUGUCUGGUUUAGAGGGAGAGUGUUCAAUGGAAGUUGCUCAUGAUCAAGUUAUGCAAGAGGUGAGAAGUCACUUUAGUCCUGAAUUUCUAAAUCGGCUCGAUGAGAUUGUCAUAUUUGAUCCUCUUUCACAUGAGCAUCUAGCGAAAGUCGCCAGGUUGCAAAUGAAGGAUGUUGCAAUCCGACUUGCUGACAGGGGUAUUGCUUUGGCAUUGACUGAUGCAGCAUUUGAUUUUAUUAUGGACAAGAGUUAUGAUCGGGUUUAUGGUGCUAGACCCAUCAGAAGAUGGCUUGAGAGGAACGUAGUAACAGAGUUAUCAAGAAUGCUGAUUGGAGGAGAGAUAGAUGAGAACUCAACUAUAUAUAUAGAUGCGAGACCAAAUGGAAGUGAGUUGCUGUAUCGGGUGGAGAAGAACGGAGGGCUCGUUAAUGCAGUCACAGGUCAAAAGACAGAUGUAUUAAUCCAACUUGCCAACUUGCCAACUAAUGAUGAUGAACAGAGUUGAGAAAUUUAAGGAGGAGGAAAUAUAGACGAGUAUUGGUUUUCUUCUCUUCUUUCAAAGACAGCUUUGUAAAAAGACUGGUUCUGUGGUAGUGAGACAUCAUGCUUGAGCAUUGAUCGAUGAUGUUCAUGUUGAUGCAAUGGAGUCCCAUUCCUUUCUGAAGCGACUUGUGGUGAACAGAAUAUCUGUGCAUGCAGAUCAAGUCCAAAUCUUCUAGUUGAUUCCAGUCUUGGAGGCAAAGUCUACUUGUUUGCCUAAUAAGUUUAGUUUUUUGUAAAUCUCUUUGUAAAUCUUUAUGUUUAAUAAGCAUA